Molecule: messenger RNA, 3898 nt
Organism: Bombus huntii
Lineage: Eukaryota; Metazoa; Arthropoda; Insecta; Hymenoptera; Apidae
Gene: Hand
Product: heart- and neural crest derivatives-expressed protein 1-like
Exons: 3
Coding region: 2120-2977 (285 amino acids)
Biological process (GO): developmental process; regulation of transcription by RNA polymerase II
Molecular function (GO): DNA-binding transcription factor activity, RNA polymerase II-specific; protein dimerization activity; RNA polymerase II transcription regulatory region sequence-specific DNA binding
Source: RefSeq, a predicted model, not a curated record
UCACAGUAGCUCGUUGUCAAGGGGACGCAAUCCCUGAUCUGGGUUAAUAAAAAUUCGAACGGUGUCGCAUUUCAAGAAAUACCGACCGAAGAUUCUCCUUUUGACCAGGGAAUGAAGGGUGACCGAAAAAGACCUGGUUCUCAGAAAAUUGCCUUUAAAUCAUCUUUAUCGUCGUAAACUUCACUUUGAACUAGUCGACUGUCAGACGUGUGAAAUCUAUCGUCAGAACAUGUAAUAUAGCCUUCGCCAGAAAUCGAAAAAGAAAAAAAGGAAGUUUGAUGAUGUAGAAUAUAGAAGAAUGAUUAGUUCACUGCACAGAAAGUAAGUAUCAAGGAUAAUAUUGCGCAUAAAAAGGUAAAUCAGAAUAACAAACAAGAUAGAUAAAUGUCAAAGACCCUUCUCUUAUUUUCUUCCAUUCGAACCAAUCGAGACAUUGCCCUGGAAAUAAAGUUAAAUCCACUUUUAAUCCCUCAGAUAACAUUGGGCGUAGCUUCAAACUAUAGAUAAGUAUGUUAAUUUAUUCGACAUUGAGUCGCGCGAGCAAGAAUCGGUAAAAAAGUGGAGCGACGACGCGUUGACGGUAACGCACACUGACAGAGGGGGCUUUUUGCCAUCCGGAGAAGCAUCGGCCCUGGGAAAAAGACAGAUAAAGCCACUUAAAGUAGCUCCAAGCUGUGGAGGAGGAUCGUGCGCUGACCACUACUAUUUUCAGUCCUUUUUGCCGCUAAUUACGACAACCCUUUAUCGAAAGCCACUUGAGCAUCCCCCACCCUGGUAUUGCUCCGACACUGCGGAUUAAAAGUGCGCCAACGAAUUUUAAAAUAGGACGCUCUUGGAUGAAAUUCGUGGAAGUGUAUUUAUUGAAGACGGAUGCACCCAAUUUUCUUUGACGUUUAAUUAUAGAUUUAAGGCAUGUUCACGAAUAGUUCCAUGAUCCUCUUGUUCUUGAAUUUAGCAAUGUGACACAGAGGCAGUCAUAAUUGGUCGAAACUCUAAUCGUAAUGAAAGUUAAGUUAUCACAUAAGCAGUAUCCACAUUUAUAUAAAUACUAUAAAACCUGUCUAAUACGUUUAAUAUAAAACCACAAUGCUUUGCGAAUAGAUGAAACUUACUUAUUGCAUGGGGAAGAAGAAAAUGAAAUGGCAUGACCAGAGAAAGGGGGAUAAACAAAUAGAACUGAAUGUUAAAUUCAUUUGAAGAAAAAAUCAUUAACAAUUAUUAAGUGUCUUCUAGCAAGUUCUAACAAAUAUUAUCAAUUCAAAAAUAUUUUAUUAUUAUAUUUAAUUAUAUUUUAUUAUAUUUCAAGAUUCCACCACCACCGUCAUCCACUAAGGGAAAAACAAGGAAAACAAAGAAAAGGAAGAUUACUAUAGCGUGUCCAAUAUAUCUCAGAUCCAUGGUAUAUAUCGGAUCCUCUGCGUUCACUAUUUAUAUAAAUCAUGCACUCCGGUGUUGGCUGAUUCCCCGUUCAGUUCAAUUUCUUAAUUGAAUCGAACGAUAUGCGCUGCAUGGGCGUAAACCAGCUCGAGCUCCGCCCUUUGAUUCCUCUCCACAAGCUUCGACUCUCUCCCUCUGGAGUCUGCGUGUACACCCACCAGCGACGUGCUCGAGUACCAAACGGAAUAACCCAGCCACUCGAGGCGACCUCCGAAUUCGGCGUUCUUUUCUCAGUGGCACUUGGACCGCAUCCGGAAACGCAGUGACCUCGUGACCAGUGAAACGCGGCAUCAUUCGUCGCAUCCCUCAUGCCUUCCUUCGGAUAAGAAAUAUUCCAACCGAUUUCUCAAUCGUUUCGGGUUGUUAAGGAAGAGAAAUUACAAGAGUUCUUACAAGAGAAAUUACAUUUUCGUUUAGAUAAUUGGGCUUGGAAAUUUUGUGUAAUCGAAGUUCUCAACGAACGAAAAUUUCGAGGUUUUCAGAAAAUUGUUCGGAGUCGAUUUCAAGAACGAUCUGUUGUAGAAGAACUGCGAUUGAUGGAAGAAUUAAAUCAGGGUUAAAAAGAUUUAAAAAAAUCAGACUCCACUUUGUACGCGAUUGAUUCGCUGAUCGCUAGUGAGAUUUUUAUUGGUGAAGUUAUUGUGACAGUGCGAGGAAAGGAAGUGAAGGAAAAGAAGUUACAAUGAUGCUCGGGGGUUACGAGGCGCAGCCGGAUUAUUAUCCGCAAUGGCAUCAACCCUACAAUUACGUCACGCAAUUACCAUAUGGACCGCUGAACGUGCCCGACGCGGAUAGCCAAUCGACGUACUGGGGCGCGGAUUCCGGGAUCUCUGGGGGUAGUUCUGGCGCCGGAAGUCCCACCGCCUCGACGCCUCCCCUGAUCGAAGAGAUCGGCGUCCAAGAACCAAGCUACUCAUCCCUGCAACAAUAUCCACACCCUUCUAUCAGCCAACACUAUCCCAAUUUGCCUUACCCACCUCAACAAGAUAUUUCACAUCAUCACCUACAUCAUCACCAUCAUCAUCAACAACAAAAUCACAGAAGAGACGGCGAUUAUUCGACAGUUUCUUCGAUGAAUCAAGUUGAUGGAUCGCUUCAACAACAUCUCAGACAAGGAACUAGAGACGGCGGAGUUGUCGUUAGGCCUAAACGAAGGAAUACAGCGAAUAAGAAAGAAAGAAGACGCACACAAAGUAUUAACAAUGCGUUUGCCGAUCUUCGUGACUGUAUACCCAAUGUGCCGGCGGAUACGAAACUGUCGAAGAUUAAAACAUUGAGGUUGGCAGCUUCGUAUAUUGGAUACCUGAUGGCGGUAUUGGAAAGCGACGAAGGAGAAGAGCCGCAGACCUUUCGCGCUGAAAUUUUAUCUAAUGGCAGAAGGAACAAGACGGCUCAGGCAAAUCAGAACGAGUCGUAUUUACACCAGGCAUCAGGCCUCGGGUCUGAGGAAUCAUCGAAAAGCAAAGGCCGAACUGGUUGGCCGCAGCAUAUGUGGGCCCUCGAAUUGAAGCAGGAAUCGCCUACCAACCAGAUGCAAUAAGAUCAUCGAUUCCCGAUCUAUCUAUUUCUGACACUUUAUGGCUUCUGUUCUUCCGUCGUUAUCGAGAAACCGAACAAAUUGAAGUUAGAUCAAUGUUGGUGGCUAGCCAGGAAACUUCGAUUAUUCUCAACUUUUCCUAGACAGCUAUCAAGUAUUUCGUGGAACAUAAAUAGUAAGAAGAAAAAUAUUUGUUACUCUUUCAUUUUACAUCAUCGACGAAAUGUUGCGGUAUAAAAUAAGAUUAAUUUAUUCACAUAGCUGCGAGAUAAGGUUAGUGUAAAAAUUACGCUAAGUAUUGUGUAUGUGUAUGAGUGUAUAUAAGCGGGCGAAAAAUCGAAAUCGUUCUUUUAGUCCCUUUACUUUUCCUUUUCUCUUUCUAAAAGACUUCUUUUAACAGAUUCGCACUUUUGAUGAUUUCUGGAAUUUCUGUUACGAGCAGAACUUGCUAAAUCUCAAUAAAAAAUAGGGCAUUACUUUUAUUUGAACGCAGAAAGCGUCGAUAAGUCUAUUGUAAAAUACAAGCGAUUGUUUGUAAAUACGCGUCUGCGAGUAUAGGUCUGCCUGUAAAUAGGAGUAUCUUAUUUCUUAGUCGAUAAUAAUUUACGUCAACCUCGUUAUCCUUUCACAUUUUAUUCUACGUUAACCUUUAACAUUUUAUUCUUCAUUGAAGGAAAAAUCAAUUCACGAAAUCAAUCGGCGAUCUUACAUACAUAAUAUCAAGUUUGGAUAUCAGAUAUUUCAUCGAAAAUCAAAAUUUCAUACAGUUUUUAUCAGUUAAAGAAUUUAAGUGAUGUCAUUCUUUCGUUAGAUCUAAGCAAGUCAAUUGAUUUAAGAUGCUUGUAAACUUUUGUAUAGAUUAUCUUUAACAAUGUAUAAAAAGUAAAAAGUCACUAGUAAUAAAUAGGGUAUCUAGUAACUUAA